GUAAGUCUGGGGAUUAGGCGAAGAGCGUAUCCGAGGAGCAGGCUGAGGGUUAGGUGAUGCUUCUUCUUGGGCCCACUUAGCACCGGAAGUGAGUGGGCACGCGGGGAGGACGCCGGGAAGCAGGUCCCUGGGUCGUCGGUCGGAUUCCGGAAGCCAGAGGGGAGCAGAGCUUGCGUCUGCGAGACCCUGGCGCCCUUUUCCCACUAGUCUGAGGAUGCUUGGAGUUAAUGUGCCCCUCCUUUCCACUUUUAGUUUGACAGAAAUACAGCGGAUUCCAAAUUCACUUUAAAAUUCUCUCUGAGACAUUUUCAUCAAAUCUGAGCCACAGUUUCAUCUCUUAAGAUGGAUGGCCAAGAUCUCCACUUAAAGUGGUAGAAGUCUUUAAGUGUGGAAUAUUGAGCAGGAGCUUUGCCAUUGGCUGGUUGAGAAGGAAGAGGCAGAAUGUCUGCAUUGUUACACCAUAGAGUUCAAACUUCAGAAGACUUGGGUUAAGCAGUGUCAUUUACUCUGUAAAUGAUCAUGCCUUCACUUAUCCUCUCUGAUCAUCCCAAACUAAUGAAACACACUUUAGGUUUUUUGAAUUCAGGUUAUGCUGUUUUCCAGAUGCCCUGGCAGCUCGUUCAGGGCCUGUGAAAAAUGGAACCAAACUCUCUGAGGACUAAAGUCCCAGCUUUCUUAUCUGAUUUGGGGAAGGCCACUUUGAGGGGGAUCAGAAAGUGUCCCCGAUGUGGCACAUACAAUGGAACCCGGGGACUGAGCUGUAAGAACAAGACAUGUGGGACCAUUUUCCGCUAUGGUGCACGAAAACAGCCUAGUGUUGAAGCUGUCAAAAUCAUUACUGGCUCAGAUCUGCAGGUCUACUCAGUUCGGCAGAGAGACCGGGGCCCUGAUUACCGAUGCUUUGUGGAGCUAGGUGUGUCAGAGACGACAAUCCAGACCGUGGAUGGGACUAUCAUCACUCAGCUGAGCUCUGGACGGUGUUAUGUCCCCUCCUGCUUGAAAACUGCCUCCCAAGGUGUUGUAGAAAACCAGUGCCAGCAUAUCAAGCUGGCAGUGAACUGCCAGGCAGAGGCCACCCCGCUGACCCUGAAGAGUUCGGUCUUGAACGCCAUGCAAGCCUCCCCAGAAACCAAACAGACCAUCUGGCAACUGGCCACAGAACCCACAGGUCCUCUGGUACAAAGGAUUACCAAAAACAUCCUGGUGGUGAAAUGCAAGGCAAGCCAGAAGCAUAGUUUGGGGUAUUUGCAUACAUCUUUUGUGCAGAAAAUCAGUGCCAAGAGCUUGCCUGAGCGUCGCUUCUUCUGCUCCUGCCAGACUCUGAAAUCGCACAAGUCGAAUGCUUGUAAGGAUGACACAGCCCAGAGAUGCAUUCAUUUCUUUGCUUGUAUCUGUGCCUUUGCCAGUGACGAGACAUUGGCUCAGGAAUUCUCAGACUUCCUUAAUUUUGAUUCUAGCGGUCUUAAAGAAAUUAUUGUGCCCCAAUUAGGUUGUCACUCAGAGUCAUCUGUAUCAGCUUCUGAGUCUACUGCCUCUAAGCCAAAGAAGAGGAAAAAGGGUGAAGUAUCUGGUGCACAGAUGAAUAGUUCACUAAUGCCUCAAGAUGCAGUGAGCAGUAAUCUAAGGAAGAGUGGCCUGAAAAAGCCUGUGGUUGCUUCUUCAUUAAAAAGGCAGUGUAAGUUUCCCGUCCCUAGAAUAGGCUACAGUGAUGCCUGUGGUCAGCUGUUAGACGAGGCACAAGUGACUUUGUCUUUUCAAGAUUGGCUGGCCAGUGUCACUGAGCGAAUCCAUCAAACCAUGCACUAUCAGUUUGAUGGCAAACCAGAGCCACUGGUAUUUCACAUUCCUCAGUCCUUUUUUGAUGCCCUGCAACAGAGAAUAUCCAUAGGAAGUGCGAAAAAACGGCUCCCCAACUCUACCACAGCUUUUGUUCGAAAAGAUGCCUUGCCACUGGGAACAUUUUCCAAGUACACCUGGCAUAUCACUAAUAUCCUGCAAGUUAAACAAAUCUUGGAUACCCCAGAGAUGCCCUUGGAAAUUACCCGUAGUUUUAUCCAGAACCGAGAUGGGACUUAUGAGCUAUUUAAAUGCCCUAAAGUGGAAGUAGAGAGCAUAGCAGAAACCUAUGGCCGCAUAGAAAAGCAACCAGUGCUGCGACCCUUGGAACUAAAAACUUUUCUCAAAGUUGGCAAUACUUCCCCAGAUCAAAAGGAGCCAACACCUUUCAUCAUUGAGUGGAUCCCAGAUAUCCUUCCCCAAUCCAAGAUUGGUGAGCUGCGGAUCAAAUUUGAGUACGGUCACCACCGGAACGGGCAUGUGGCGGACUACCAAGACCAGAGGCCCCCUCUGGACCAGCCACUGGAACUGGCCCCUCUGACCACUAUCACUUUCCCUUGAGACAAGAGUAUUUUACUGCUAAAUUUGCACAUCUCCAACCCUGACCACUUCUACUACUCUAUUACUUAGUGAAUCGUUCUUAGUUAAGAUUCCAUUUCUCAGAAGUCAAGUGGGUUUUGUUGAGGAAACAUUCUUAUAAGUAGCCUUUAAAGUGCUGCUGUAUACAGUCUUCAUUAUAAAUUGGGCAGAAUUUCUGGCUAGAGUUUUAAAAGGAAGGGGCUGGGGAUUUAACUCAGUGGUGCUGCCGCCUGCCUUGUAAGCACAAGGUCCUGAAUUCAAUCCCCAGUUUAAAAAAAAAAAAAAAAAGGAAGAAACAACCGGCGCACUUUGUCAUAGACUCAAUUUUAGAGUUUAUUUCAGUGUCUUUCUAAUUCUUUCAGAAGUUAGCAGCACUCAGCCUUACACUAACAGUGUUGGGAAGUUAAUGCCCUGGUUAGGACGGAAUGUAAGGGGCCAUCCUUACUUUGGCCAUGCUCGUUAUUCUGUUCUCAAAUAAAGCAGAGUCACUAGUUUUCAAAAGGUUGGUUCAUGGUGGCCUGAUUAUAAACUUAUAAACCUUUUGGGAGAUUUACCUGAAAAAGAGGUUUGGGUGUCAAGGGAGUAUUGGCAUUUGAAGCUAAUGACUGUAAUUGUUUAUUAGCUUUAUUGUUGUUGUUAUUAUUUUGCUUAUUAGCUUUAUAUUUAUUUCCACCUUUAUUUUUCAAAACGUUUACAGCCACUAGACCCUCAUUCCUCUUUCUGGGUUCAUUGGUCACAGAUUGUCACAAAGGAAAUCAAUAUUUCUACAUGCCCACCAUGGGCCAGGCACUUACAUUAUUCACUUCAUCUUUUUUUCCCCAUUAAAUCUUAAUUGUUUUGAGUUUAGACCUUUUUAGAGUUAAAUAAAUGGCCUCUAUCUGAGAUUAUGUAUCUUGCUGGAAACAGCGUUAAAAUAAUGUUUACUCCCCCCCCCAAAAUUACUCUAUAGUACAUAUUAUUUCUCCUUGUGAUAUGUUGUUUUGACAUAAAUGUCUCAUAGGUCACUGUCCUUGGUCGAAGCAAAAAGCCCCAUAUGAAUUAGGCUUUUGGUUUUCAAUUGCAAGUGAUAGAAAUAGCUCUACCCACAGAAUGAAUGGCUGUUCAAGAACACUGAAAUAGUGCAGGGCAGCCACACUAGGGUGGAGCUAGGAUAUGGAUGGGGCUCAGUCUUGUUGCCAGGGGCUGAUUCAUUUCUGUCUCUUGGGGCUUCACAGAACAGCUGAGGGGCCUGGAAGUGUGGCAUCCACAAUAUGACUUGUUUUACAAUAAUACUAAAAUUUAACAUGUAUAGGAAUCACCUAGGGAUCUAGUAGAAACUCAUGUUCUGUUUCAGAAGUUCUAAGGUGGCCCCAAAGUUCUGAAUAUUUAUCAUCAGUUCCCAAGCCAUGCACAAAAUACUGGACUAUAGAAUGUACCCAGUACUAACGUUGAUGCCUGACCUGAUCCAUACAUAACUUCCCUUUCACCUUUCAUUGACAAAAGGAGAGCAGCUUAAGGCCCCAGCAAGGAGCAAGGGCACUGGAUAUGUUUCAAGACAGAUUUCUUUCUUUCCUUACCCCUUCUUUCAUAUAUAACCCCCCACCAAAGAAAAUGUAUCGCUUUUUUUUGGGAGGGUGUACCGGGUAUGAACUCGGGUCUUUGCUCUUGCGAGGCAGGUGGUAUCACUUCUUUUUUUUAAAAAU
This is a messenger RNA of Fukomys damarensis (Damara mole-rat), 4097 nucleotides long. RefSeq names its product chromosome unknown C2orf42 homolog (gene CUNH2orf42). The record is from RefSeq and is a predicted model, not a curated record. The transcript is spliced from 10 exons. Lineage: Eukaryota; Metazoa; Chordata; Mammalia; Rodentia; Bathyergidae. The coding region runs from base 637 to 2397 and encodes 586 amino acids. Gene Ontology annotation, cellular component: nucleus.